Molecule: messenger RNA, 642 nt
Organism: Zasmidium cellare ATCC 36951
Lineage: Eukaryota; Fungi; Ascomycota; Dothideomycetes; Mycosphaerellales; Mycosphaerellaceae
Exons: 2
Coding region: 1-642 (213 amino acids)
Biological process (GO): homologous chromosome pairing at meiosis; meiotic strand invasion involved in reciprocal meiotic recombination; meiotic joint molecule formation
Cellular component (GO): DNA recombinase auxiliary factor complex; condensed nuclear chromosome
Molecular function (GO): recombinase activator activity; double-stranded DNA binding
Source: RefSeq, a predicted model, not a curated record
AUGGCAGCAAAGAAGGACGGCGAGAAGGAGGCCAAGCUCACUCCUGAGCAGCAAGCCGCGCUCGUUCUCGACUAUCUCCGCAAAGAGAAUCGGCCCUACAGUGCAACCGACAUCAGCUCCAAUCUGAAGAAUCGAGUCACCAAGGCCGCGGCAGCCAAACUACUCAAAGACUUGCAUGAGCGAGGGGAGAUCGAAGGCAGAGCAGCCGGCAAGCAGCAAGUCUACCAUGCCUUGCAGGAAGAGCCAGAGGAGGACUUGAUCGAGCAGCUACAACAAAUGGAAGAAGACACCAAGCGUAUCAGAAAAGAGACCAUCGCCCUGAAAUCGGAAGAGAAGGAGCUUCGCCAAUUGCUCAAGCAAGGAGCUGACAUUGUCCCACUGCCCGAGCUCAAGUCCAACAUUGCUGAGAUGGAGAAGCAGAAGCUCGAGAAAGAGGCCCGUCUGAAGAAACUGGAGAGCGGCAACGUGAAGCCAGUGAGUGCUGCAGACCGUACGAGGGUCGACAAGGCACAUCGCCGGGUCAAGAAGGCCGCCGAUGCUCGCAAGAAGAUUCGCAAGGAGAUGUGGAAGGAGAUUGAGCAGUACCUGGAGAAUGCUGAGCAGAAGCAGGAGACGAAGGAGAGCUUGGACUUGGACCUUUGA